Messenger RNA from Drosophila grimshawi, 3258 nucleotides. RefSeq names its product leucine-zipper-like transcriptional regulator 1 homolog (gene Lztr1). Bases 136 to 3093 code for a protein of 985 amino acids. The record is from RefSeq and is a predicted model, not a curated record. The transcript is spliced from 6 exons. Gene Ontology annotation, molecular function: protein binding. NCBI's taxonomy places the organism in Eukaryota, Metazoa, Arthropoda, Insecta, Diptera, Drosophilidae. Gene Ontology annotation, cellular component: Golgi apparatus.
UCUUGACCUGCAGAGGUAGUGAAAAGAGACUCGAAAACAGCAAACAGCGAAAUAGUUAAGCAAGGCACACAGCCCUGCAACUUAUAUUUGAUCAAGAUAAGCCAACGAAGGAGAUUCUACACCUGUAAUGCUUUAAUGCUAAAGUCCAUACUCGGUGGGGACACGAAUGGUUCUGCGGAAGAUAUACCAACUGGAGGCGUGUGCGGCGGGAGUGGCAGUGGCAGCGGUCGAAGCACCAACGGUGCUGCAGCAUUUAGCCGAGCCAGUUGCGGCUUGGGCUCCAGCUCGAUAUACAGUGGCCUAAGUGCUGUGUGUGGCAGUGGCAGUGGCAGACUGAGUGGAAGCGGAAGUGCAAGUGCAAGUGCGAGUGGCAGUGGGAGCAGUACACCAGCAACCGUUUAUUGCCCUGCAUGCGUAGCCAGCAGCUCACAGCAACAGCAGCAGCAGUCGCAGCCGCAGCAGCAGCAGUCGCAGCCGCAGCAGCAGCAGUCGCAGCCGCAGCAGCAGCAGUUGCAGCCGCAGCAGCAGCAGACAGACGCAUUCCUUCAGCGAGAUUCGAAGUCGGGCAAGAGGGCAAAGGGACGCAAAAGUGCAUCGACAGCUGGCUGCGUUGACGUGCAGCAUAUACGCAACAAUCUGAGCAUGUCCACAUCGAGCUCAACGCGCAGCACACGCGGCGGCAGCAACAGCAGCUGCAGCACUGCCUCGGCUGUGAUGGCAUCCAGCGGAAUUACUGCCUAUGAUGCCAAUAGCAAUGGUAACGGCAGCUGUAACAGCAGCAACUUCAAUUGCAAGGACAACUCACCGGGCAGCUACAGCUACAGCUGCAAUGCCCUCAACGUCGACUUCAAUUCCUAUACGGCAACACAUCAGUGGACGCGCAUGCUCGAAUGUGCUGAGUUUGUUGGCGCCAAACGCAGUAAGCAUACGGUGGUUGCCUACAAGGAUGCCAUGUUCGUGUUUGGCGGCGAUAAUGGCAAGAACAUGCUCAACGACCUGAUACGCUUUGGUGUCAAGGACAAGUCAUGGGGACGGGCAUGUGCAACUGGAACGCCACCGGCGCCGCGCUAUCAUCAUUCCGCUGUUGUUGCGGGCAGCUCGAUGUUUAUAUUUGGCGGCUAUACGGGCGACAUUCACUCCAACUCCAAUCUGACCAACAAGAAUGAUUUGUUUGAGUACAAGUUUCUUAGCGCCAUGUGGGUGGAGUGGAAAUUCUCGGGCAGGCAACCAGUGCCGCGUUCGGCGCAUGGCGCAGCGGUUUACGACAACAAGAUGUGGAUUUACGCCGGAUAUGAUGGCAAUGCUCGGCUUAACGAUAUGUGGACGCUGAAUUUAACGGGCGAGAAUCAUCAAUGGGAGGAGGUAGAACAGCAGGGCGAUCGUCCGCCCACCUGUUGUAAUUUCCCCGUUGCCGUUGCACGCGAUGCCAUGUAUGUGUUCUCCGGCCAGAGUGGUCUCCAGAUAACAAAUUCGCUGUUUGAGUUUCACUUUAAGACGCGCACAUGGCGUCGCAUUUCCAAUGAGCCGGUGCUGCGUGGCGCUACAUCGGCACCACCGUCGCGUCGCUAUGGCCACACCAUGGUCCAUCACGAUCGCUUCCUGUAUAUUUUUGGAGGUUCAGCUGACUCGACGCUGCCAAAUGAUUUACACUGUUAUGAUCUUGACUCACAGGUGUGGUCCGUCAUUCAGGCGGAGCAGAACUCGGAUAUGCCGUCGGGUCGCGUAUUCCAUGCAUCCGCCGUCAUUGGCGAUGCGAUGUACAUAUUUGGCGGCACCGUCGACAAUAGCGUACGGCGCGGAGAUACGUAUCGGUUUCAGUUCUCCAGCUAUCCAAAGUGCACACUACGUGACGACUUUGGCAAAUUCUAUCACGAGAAGCAAUUCUGUGAUAUUCAGUUUGUGGUGGGCGCCGAAGAGAUACGCAUUCUUUCGCACAUUGCCUUCGUAGCGGCACGCUCUAAAUAUUUGCGUAACAAGAUAUUGUCAGCGCGCGAGGCGCGUCAACAACAGAUGGAGAAGCUCUAUGGUGUUGGGCAAGUGGAUACGCUGGCUUUGAAUACGGGCGUCGGCGGGGAUCGCGUGCCGAUGCUGGAGGUGCGACUGGCGCAUGCCUCACCCGAGGCAUUUGAGAUAAUACUUAACUAUAUCUAUACGGAUCGCAUUGACCUGAAGGACUCAUACAGCAAGAAUAUCAUCAUUCUCAUCACGGACAUCUAUCAAUUGGCUGGUCUGUUCACUAUGCCGCGCCUGGCGCACGGCUGCAUCCAGUACCUGGAUUAUAAGAUCAACAAAAUAAAUGUGCUGGAGGCUCUUUACAAUGCUGACAAAAACAACAUUAAAAUCAUCAAGGAUCAUUGCAUGCAGUUCAUCAUCAAGGAAGAGAACUUUACCGAAGUGGUCAUGUCCAGUGAGUUCAGUGAUCUGGACAAGCCACUGCUGGUCGAGAUAAUACGUAAGCGUUUGCAUCCGAGCAAGCUGGUGAUAGACACUACUUAUGAAUCGAAUAUUGGCACUACGCUGGAGCACGAUUUGUCCAUGUUCUUGGAGACAACGGGCAAGGACUUUUGCGAUAUAAGUCUAAUACUAGAGGAUCAUGUGAUACCAGCUCACAAAUCUGUGUUAUCGUCACGUUGUACCUAUUUCCAGGGCAUGUUCCGCUCGUUCAUGCCACCGGAUAAUACUGUUAAUAUACAAAUUGGCGAAAUCUCACCCUCACUAGAGGCCUUUCAUUCGCUGCUCCGCUAUAUAUAUUAUGGGGAGACAAAGAUGCCGCCACAGGAUGCAUUAUACCUGUUCCAGGCACCCUGUUUCUAUGGUUUGUCCAACAAUCGGUUGCACGCAUUCUGCAAAUACUCAUUGGAACAUAACAUUACGUCGGAGAAUGUGCUGCAGACGCUGGAGGCGUCCGACAUAACAAAAAUCUAUGACAUCAAGGAUUAUGCAUUGAAAUUGAUUGUGAAAGAUUUUGCUAAAGUUGCCAGGCUGCCCAAAAUAGCCGGUUUGUCGCGCGAACUGUUGCUGGAGAUAAUACGCGCUGUGGCCGAUUCGCAAGGCGAGUUUCUGACCCGAAUCAAUAUCAAUACUGAUAUCUGAAAACUAGUUGUGCUACAGCCGUCUUUGCAGUUAAUGCUCGCUUGGUUGCAAAUCGGACGUAGCCCGUAAAGCAGCAGUAGCGGUUGGUAGCGCCACGAAUUCGCCCUCUCUUCUCAUGCUCCGUAUACCUGUACCUAAACCUAAACCUAACCUUAUCUCUUUAUA